AUGUUGGAUUGGGAACGGCAUCAUGAAACCAUUGAAAACGAAAAACAUAUUGAUACGAAUGCAAGAAAUAAAAAUGAUUUCGAAAGUAAAAUUGACCUAGAAGCGGAUUUAACGGAUCCACUUUUAUCAAAAACGGACUGUGAUAAUCUU
Molecule: messenger RNA, 150 nt
Organism: Racocetra fulgida
Lineage: Eukaryota; Fungi; Glomeromycota; Glomeromycetes; Diversisporales; Gigasporaceae
Source: the annotation of a GenBank genome assembly